Messenger RNA from Trypanosoma rangeli, 309 nucleotides. Its product is annotated as sTim1. Lineage: Eukaryota; Euglenozoa; Kinetoplastea; Trypanosomatida; Trypanosomatidae. The record is from RefSeq and is a predicted model, not a curated record. The coding region runs from base 1 to 309 and encodes 102 amino acids. The transcript has a single exon.
AUGCAGGCACCGCAGGCGAAUCCACAGCUCGCUGGGUUGCCGCAGCGAGAUGCUCUAGUGCUGUCGGAAAAGCUGCAGUUAAUCACAUACGACGGUUUCAUGCACUGCGCCCGGCGGUGCAUCACUCACUACGGCGAGGACUCUAUUCCGUAUCACCCAGGCGAGAAGGCGUGUCUGGAUCGCUGCAUCAGCAAGGUGUACAAUGGGCUUGAGCUUUCCCGCCAGCUCAAGAAGGAGUUUGAGGAAAAGGUGAAGAAGGGAGAAAUGCCGUAUAAGUGGAUGAGAGACAUGACGUCCGCAGUGACAUAA